AUGCCUCGCAUCACCAGGGAAUCGUUGCUUGAUAUGCAUAAUCGAUUAGUUGUUGAUGAAUUAAUGUAUGACACAUUUUCAUUGGGAGAAGAGCAUCAGAGACUAUUGAAUCCCCUCACUGAUGAGCAGAGAGUUGUUUAUGACAGAAUCAUUUCGACAGUUACAGCAGGCAAAGGAGGGUUAUUCUUUCUAUAUGGAUUUGGUGGUACAGGAAAAACAUUUAUUUGGAAUACUCUUUCAGCAUCUGUUAGAUCAAAAGCUGAAAUAGUACUUAAUGUUGCUUCUAGCGGAAUUGCUUCCCUUCUGCUUCCUGGAUGA
Gastrolobium bilobum is the source of this 318-nucleotide messenger RNA. RefSeq lists its product as uncharacterized. NCBI's taxonomy places the organism in Eukaryota, Viridiplantae, Streptophyta, Magnoliopsida, Fabales, Fabaceae. Gene Ontology annotation, biological process: telomere maintenance; DNA repair. Gene Ontology annotation, molecular function: DNA helicase activity. The coding region runs from base 1 to 318 and encodes 105 amino acids. The transcript has a single exon. The record is from RefSeq and is a predicted model, not a curated record.